AUUACCACUUUUAUAGUAAAUUCGUUCACUUUACUGGCUUAUAUAAAUCACACAAUAUAUAUAGAACACAAACGGUCUUGUAAUAUUAUUGCCACACCAACUGUUAAGAUGAGAUAUUUGGCAUGGACUCUGGUGGUGAUCAUAGUGUGGGGCUUUUCGGCAAACUCAAGCCUUGCAGAUACUGCGUUAGAAGAAAACCAAGUAGAGGCAAUCGCUGAAGAAGAGGACGCGAGUCUUCCCGAAGAUUUACUCGAGGGCGAGACGGAGGAGGAAGGACUGAACACCACCGGACUUGAAACCCGCCGAAGACCCUCCUGGCGAAGACGAAAACCUCGGCCUAAGCAUAAACUAAAACCAAAGCCAAAAUUAAAACCAAAGCCAAAACUAAAACCAAAGAAAAAACUAAAACUAAAGCCAAAACUAAAACCAAAGCCAAAAACAAAACCUAAAUACACUGCUGAUCCGAAAAAUGACGGAUCUUGGAACCAAUUUACCCAAUCAUUUUUACAUGCAGUAGUUGAAGGAGUGGGGUCUGAAUUAGGACAUCAAGCUGUAGAUACCUUACUGACAUGUCGACAACAACUAAUAGAAAAAAAUAGCACUAGUCUUAGUGACUGUGUACCGUUUAUUAACUUACAAAAUGAUUUGCAAGAGAAAGAAACAAAUGGACAGGAGGAAACAACAGAUGUUCCAGAUGAAACAACAGAUGUUCAAGAUGAAACAUCUGAUGGUCAAUAUGAUACAUCAAAUCUUGAUGAACGGCGGAACAGUGAUCCAGGAAGGUUCGAUCAGCAGCCACCCAUCCAGGACGCAGUCAAUGUCAGCGGUGCUUGAUCUGGUUAUCUCUCGAUAGCCACCGUACCACUACACUGCGCCAGAGACUGUGGAAUUUACUAUCUAAAAUGGGAGAUUUCUGGAUUGUUAAACAACUUUAAGGAUAAGAGAAGUCAUUAUUAUGCAUGAGGUACUAAAUGCAAAUUUUAAAAUUAAAUGAUUCCCACAUUAGAGUA
This is a messenger RNA of Homalodisca vitripennis (glassy-winged sharpshooter), 1010 nucleotides long. RefSeq lists its product as uncharacterized. NCBI's taxonomy places the organism in Eukaryota, Metazoa, Arthropoda, Insecta, Hemiptera, Cicadellidae. The transcript has 3 exons. The record is from RefSeq and is a predicted model, not a curated record. The coding region runs from base 109 to 834 and encodes 241 amino acids.